Molecule: messenger RNA, 2109 nt
Organism: Astrephomene gubernaculifera
Lineage: Eukaryota; Viridiplantae; Chlorophyta; Chlorophyceae; Chlamydomonadales; Astrephomenaceae
Source: the annotation of a GenBank genome assembly
UAUAGGGUUAUCAGGUUAUAGGUCUUGUCGCAGGCCUAAAAAUAAAAAUACGCCUCGCUCUAGCGUCUAGCUUGCACCUUAACAUACAUGACCCUGCUUGCAGCUUUGAGGUAACUCCAACCGCAGAUAUUAAAAUUCGAAGUGCAAUACAUUGCUGUCCUUCCUGUACCAAUCCUAGCGCGUAGCGCGGCUUUAUAGUAUGGCGGACGCCGAUGAUACUGUUGGACCUCCUCGUCCACCGGAAGGGGCAGAGGAGGAGAAUGCUGAGGAGCAAGAUCAGGACGUAGGACCGGCGCCCCCUAAGCCAAAGAAGCGCAAGAUCCUCGAAUUUGAGCAGCAAUACUUGGAUGCGCUGCCUUCUGCAGCCAUGUAUGAGCGGAGUUACAUGCAUAGGGACACUGUGAACAACAUUGCGGUGACCUCCACGGACUUCAUCAUCACCACCAGCAUCGACGGCUUCCUCAAGUUCUGGAAGAAGAUGCCGCGGGGUAUCGAGUUCGUGAAGCAAUACCGCGCACAUGUGGGAGCCGUGGACGGUUUGGCGGUCAGCUGGGACGGCACCCUCUGCAUGACGCUGUCGCACGACCGGACUGUCAAGAUCUUUGACGUCCUCAACUUCGACCUCAUCGUGAUGCUGCGGCUGCCAUUCACCCCGGGCUGCGCGGCCUGGAUAUAUAAGAAGGGCGAGGCCAAGGCGCGCCUCGCCAUCUCGGACCUCAACUCGGGCGCCAUCCACGUGUACGAUGCGCGCAGCGGCAGUGAGGAGGCGGAGGCGGUGGUGGAGGUUCACCGCGCCCCGGUCACCUGCAUGCGCUACAACGCGCCCUUCGACACCGUCAUAUCCGCCGACUCCAAAGGCCUGAUCGAGUGCUGGUGCGGCUCCUCCUACGGCCACCCGGACGGCGGGCGGGUGGGCUGGAGCAGCAAGCUGGACACCGACCUGUUCGAACUGGCCAAGGCGCGGACCACAGCCAAGUCGCUGGAGGUGAGUCGCGACGGCCAGCAGUUCGCGGCGGUGUGCGGCGACCGGCGAGUGCGCGUGUUCAAGUUCGGGUCCGGCAAGCUGCGUCGGGUGUACGACGAGUCGCUGGAGGCGGCGAAUGAGGUGCAGCGGAGUGGCGGGGAGAUGUUCCAGUUGGAGGACAUUGACUUCGGUCGGCGCAUGGCGGUGGAGCGGGAGCUGGGGGCCGCCGCGGAGGAGACCCGCGGGUCGGUCAACGCGGUGUUUGACGAGUCGGGCAACUUCCUGCUCUACUCCAGCCUGCUGGGGAUCAAGGUGAUCAACCUGGUCACCAACAAGGUGGUGCGCAUUCUGGGCAAGGUGGAGAACACGGAGCGAUUCCUCACCCUGGCCAUCUACCAGGGCGCCCCCCGCGGCAAGGGCGGUGCGGGUUCCCGGCUGCGCGGCCUGCCCACCGCCGAGCAGGUGGAGAAGCUGCUGGGGGGCGGCGACCCCACCCUGCUGGCGUGCGCCUUCAGGAAGCAGCGCUUCUACAUGUUUACCCAGCACGAGCCCACCGAGCCGGACGACCCCGCCCAACCCGGUCGCGAUGUGUUCAAUGAGAAGCCCGCGCUGGAGGACCUGAUCGUGGCGGAGGGCGGCGCCCCCGUCCCCACCCACUGCCUGCCCCACGGCGCGCGCCUGCACACCACCCGCGGCGACAUCACGCUGCGCCUCUUCCCAGACGAGUGCCCGCGCACCGUGGAGAACUUCACCACACACGCGCGCAACGGCUACUACGACGGGGUGUUGUUCCACCGCAUCAUCAAGGGCUUCAUGAUCCAAACGGGAGACCCGCUGGGCGACGGCACGGGUGGCGAGUCCAUCUGGGGCGGCGAGUUCGAGGACGAGUUCCACAAGGCGCUGCGACACGACCGGCCCGGCAUCCUGUCCAUGGCAAAUGCCGGACCCGGAACCAACGGCAGCCAGUUCUUCAUCACCACCGUGCCCACCCCCUGGCUGGACAACAAGCACACCGUGUUCGGGCGGGUGGUUCGCGGCAUGGACGUGGUGACGGGCAUCGAGCGGGUGCGCUGCAACAAGGACGACAAGCCGCUGGAGGACAUCAAGAUCCUCAGCAUCACGUGCCUGGACAGCGUGGAGGAGGC